AAUUUGAAAUAAAACUAUUUAAUGGAGAUAGAGAGUUACAGAGGUACGACAAGUUCAGUUCAUAGCAUCGAGAGAAGAAGGCAAAGGAAGUGUAAAAUUCAAGUCUUUAAGAAAAAAUGGUGGAGGUGUGGUGGUCACUGAUAGGAGCAGCAGUGCCUGCACUGAUUGCAGGUCAAGCUUGGAGGAUAAAGAAGAGACAUGGCGAAGAAGAGAGGAUCAAGAGUGCUCGAGGUAGAGAGAAGAGCUCUGAUGAAAUCUUUGUCUGUGAAAGAGUUUGCACUUCUAAAAGAAUGCUGAAAAAGGUUGGAGCUUUCUCUAAAGAUCCCAUCCCCGACACUUGUGUUACUGUCUGCGGUGUAUCUGAGCUCGACGCUUGCUCUGAUGCUUGUGCUCGAACUGUUUGCGUUAACCAGCAUCAAGUUGCUAAUUGGAAUGACAUUUGUCUCAGAAGAUGUCAAAGUGAAUGUCUUAAGCUCUCUUCUUCUUCUUCUCGCUCUUCUUGAAUUUGAAAGACUAUGGUUUGUUGUUGUUAUCUUUUGAAAUGGAGAUGGUAUUUGAA
Molecule: messenger RNA, 559 nt
Organism: Arabidopsis arenosa
Lineage: Eukaryota; Viridiplantae; Streptophyta; Magnoliopsida; Brassicales; Brassicaceae
Source: the annotation of a GenBank genome assembly